Molecule: messenger RNA, 996 nt
Organism: Prunus dulcis (almond)
Lineage: Eukaryota; Viridiplantae; Streptophyta; Magnoliopsida; Rosales; Rosaceae
Product: zinc finger MYM-type protein 1-like
Exons: 3
Coding region: 1-996 (331 amino acids)
Molecular function (GO): protein dimerization activity
Source: RefSeq, a predicted model, not a curated record
AUGUUCCCAUCUGUGGUGAAUGUGCUUCAAAUGAUUGUUGAUGAUAAUCCUAAUGAUAGUUCGGGUGAAGCCUAUAAGUUAUGGAGAGAAAUACAAUCUUUUGAGUUUGUGUUUCACUUAUUUGUAAUGAAAGCUAUAUUGGGAAUAACAAACACUUUGUCUCUAGCAUUGCAAAAGAAAGAUCAAGACAUUGUGAGUGCAAUGAAUUUAGUGAAAACAUGCAAGGAAAACCUGCAGUUGAUGAGGGAUAAUGAGUUUGAAGAAUUGGUUGAGCAAGCAUCCUCGUUUUGUUACAAACAUGAUAUUAUAGUUCCUACCAUGGAUGAGGAAUAUGUAAUUCCAGGGAGAUCACGGCGUAAUGCUCCAAUGAAGACAAAUUAUCAUCGUUAUCGUGUGGAGAUCUUUAUUCAUGUAAUUGAUGGGCAACUUGCGGAGUUAAAUGAUCGCUUCAACGAGGUAAGUACUGAGUUACUUACUUGUUUGGCAUGCUUGAGUCCAAAAAAUAACUUUGUGGCUUUUGACAAACGAAAGCUAGUUCGUCUUGCUCAAUUUUAUCCUUAUGAUUUUUCGGAUAGAGACUUAUUGAUGCUUGAAGAUCAACUUGGUGUUUAUGUUCAUCAUAUGCGUUCGAGUAGUGAUUUUUCUCAAUUGGAAGGGAUUAGUAGUCUUGCGGAAAAAAUGGUGGAGAAAGGAAUGCAUGAAAUAUUUCCUUUUGUGUAUUUGCUUCUUACAUUGGCUUUGGUUUUACCGGUUGCAACUGCAUCAGUGGAGAGGGCAUUUUCCGCCAUGAAUAUUAUUAAAAAUCCACUUCGCAACAGAAUGGGAGAUCAAUGGUUGAAUGAUAGCUUGAUUGUUUACAUUGAGAGAGAUGUUUUUGCUUGUAUUGAUAACGAAAUUAUAAUGCAACAAAAAUUUCAGAACUUUUAUACUAAGCCCCCUUGGCUACAUAAUCCUGAAUCCGCCACUGACUAUCAGGGUGUCUUUCCAUGUAGGUGA